Messenger RNA from Lycium barbarum (goji berry), 959 nucleotides. RefSeq lists its product as uncharacterized. NCBI's taxonomy places the organism in Eukaryota, Viridiplantae, Streptophyta, Magnoliopsida, Solanales, Solanaceae. Bases 224 to 763 code for a protein of 179 amino acids. The transcript has 3 exons. The record is from RefSeq and is a predicted model, not a curated record.
UAUGGUAACUCAUUCAAAUCCCAGAAUUCUAAAGAUAAAAUUUCUUGAACCACCUUAGCAGAAAAUUAAAUAACCAUUCUAAUUUGGAUAGGAAUCCUAUUAUAUAUAGAACCCCUCUUUGUCCCUUUACAUUCACUCCAAGACUGAAUACCUCUAGUCCUCCAUAGCAAAAAAAUAUUCAGUGGAUUCACAAAGAGUUUCCACCACCAAUGUUUCUCUCCAAAUGGUUGUUUCUUCAAUGUCUCUCCUCUUCAUGAGUGCGUAUCUAUCGUUGUUUAUAGAUCAUCACGGAGAAGAGAUGAGGUUACUUUUCUCUGAGCCUAAAACAUCUAUGGCGACGGUUCUACAAACUAAAUAUGGUGACGGUGAUGAUUUUUCUUAUGGCGAUUAUGUGUUCAGUAGUGAUGAGAGUGAUGACUCGUAUGACGGAAAAAUAUAUGGAGAAAUGACUUCUAGUGAGGAUGAAGGACCUUCAAAUAAUGAUGCUGAAAAAAGUGGUAACAAUAAAGGGCGUGGUGAUGGUGGUGAUAAUAAUAAUAAUAAUAAUAAUAAUAAUAAUAAUAAUAAUAAUAAUAAUAAUAAUAGUGACAAGAAUAAUGAUGACGAUAAGGAUGAUGAUAAAGACGAAGAUGAUGAUGAUGAAGAAAAUGAUGAUGGCAAUGACGAUGAACGAGAUCAGCAACCAGCAAAGAAGAAGAAGAAGCUGGAGAAGGAGAACGAGAAGGGGAAGGAGGAGCAGGGAUCAAUUUAUGCUCCAUUUUGAUGUAAAGGGUUUUCGUUAAAGAAGACUCAUUUUAUAAUAUAAGUUAUUUUGUUUCGAAAGUUAGUUAUGGUGUCAUGUUCUGCUAUGUCAGAUUUGUGAUGGAUGUUUAGUUCUAUAUGAAUAGCCCACCCAGACUUUUUAUGUCUAUGGUGUUAAUUUGCAGUAACAUGAUUUGAAUACAUCAAUUUCCUAGAAU